AUGUUAAAUAAAGCUAGACUGCUUAAAGGAGUCGUUUCAGAUAAAACACAUUCCGACACAGAACCUGGCCCCCACCUGAAACAACCCCUAGCUAAUAGCAGUCACUCUUCCAACGCUUCAAGAGCUUUUUCACCUAUUAGUCACUCUAGCGGAAGUGAACCUGUUGCUGCUGCUUACGCCAGAAAAUACAACUUCAACGGCCCUAGAGAAGCUAAUUCAACCCUUGAUAACUUAGACCACCGAACCUUGGCCAAACCCCAUGACCCGCUGCAAGCGGGUCUUGAACAAGCUCCAAUGUCCCGACUGCAGCACCCCCAGCUGAUGAUUAAUUCCUCGGACAUGGCAGUCGGUACAUCCAAUUCGCUAAUCCCAUUUGAGAUCGAGACCAAGAAGGUGCCGAUUGUGCUAACAAUAGAGGAUACCCAGUUUCUCCUUUUGCUGCUUAGUGAAGACCAGAUGGUCCAGUUCGAACGCUUGGUUCCGUUGAUGGCAUUGUUUGAAAACACCAGUCUUUUGGAAAGCUCGAUUGGCGAGUUGUUUGAAAUCAUCCGCACUGACGACGACUUGGUCGAGCUCCAUAAUUACACCAAGAUGGACGAGUUGGUGUUGACAAUCCCCGAGCUUAAUGGUAUCAAGAUCUCUGAAGACAACAUUUAUACCCGGAACAUUUUAAUUAAUGACUUCACCAAAAUGUUCAAUGCAUUAACCUACAAGACGGCCAGCGAAGAUUUGAAUUUCAGCCAUUUAAAUUUUAGCAUCUCCGUGCAACCUCGAUUUAUCACCGACUUCAAUGCCCUUAACGAUUCGAUUCGACGUGGUCAUGGUUUUGAAAGUGUACACAGCAACCGUUUCGCCAGACGCCGUAGGCAUAGCAGUGAUGCUGGCAGCAAUAAAAAUGCCAAUGUGAAUGACUCUAAUGACGACAAUAAAUUCAAAAAAGCAAGAAUAGAUGGUGAAUAG
Messenger RNA from Yamadazyma tenuis ATCC 10573, 960 nucleotides. RefSeq names its product RMR1 family protein. Lineage: Eukaryota; Fungi; Ascomycota; Pichiomycetes; Serinales; Debaryomycetaceae. The record is from RefSeq and is a predicted model, not a curated record.